This is a messenger RNA of Vicia villosa (hairy vetch), 2106 nucleotides long. RefSeq lists its product as uncharacterized. Gene Ontology annotation, biological process: exonucleolytic trimming to generate mature 3'-end of 5.8S rRNA from tricistronic rRNA transcript (SSU-rRNA, 5.8S rRNA, LSU-rRNA). The record is from RefSeq and is a predicted model, not a curated record. The coding region runs from base 688 to 1638 and encodes 316 amino acids. The transcript has 6 exons. Lineage: Eukaryota; Viridiplantae; Streptophyta; Magnoliopsida; Fabales; Fabaceae. Gene Ontology annotation, molecular function: 3'-5'-RNA exonuclease activity; nucleic acid binding.
AACUAUCGUUCCCGAAAAUGACUUUGUUUCUCAUUCUCCACAACCCCCAACACACCGCUAUCCAAACCAAGCUCUCAGAUCCCUUCUUCACUUCCUUCCUCCUAAACCCUUCAAAGGCUAAAAGAAAGUUCUCCCAAACUAACGGGAGCAAAACCAAGUCCAUCUCUAACCACUCCAAAAUGGAGCUCCACACUUUCUUAACAAAACACAAGAAAAGAAAAGAUACGCUAUACUUUCCUCACUAUCUUUACAAAACUCACAAAAAAGAUCGGAAGGAGAAGAGAAAAUACCUCUAACAAAAAGGAGAUUUUUAGAAGGGAGGCUAUCAAUCAAAACCCUCCAAGCAAAAGCUUUAAAUCUAAAAGGAAAUAAAGCUUUCCAAACCAACUUCAACGCCAUCUCUCUUUCCGGAAUAAAAUUAUAACAAAGACUAUUUACCGAAAAAUAAUCGUAACAAGACCUUACCGAAAAAAAUCUCUUCUCCGUUCGGAAUCCACCAAAUAUCAUCCUCCCUCCCGCGCUCCGGCGAGCUACCAACUAACAACUCCUUGAAGGCGAAUCCAAAUGAAAGAAUUAUUAUUAGCGGUUAUAUAUGAAAAUAAUUAAAGGCACUAUUUAUUAUCACUUUUAUCCCACUAGUUUUAUCACAAAAACAAACAGCUGGUGCGUUUCAAAUUCCAUUCGAGGAUGGCGCUUGUUAGAGCUUGCUUGUUCAAGAUUUUGUCUCACCGUAAUCGUAAUCCUUUCAUUUCUCACUUCUCAUUCCCACUCUCGUCGCCUCUUACUCUUACCAACUCUCUUUCUCUUCCUCCAAACCACUCCUUCACUAUCUCUGCUUCACUUUCCACUUCUCACUCUCACACCACCCGCUUCAAACCAAUGUGCUUGUAUCACACACAGGGAAAGUGCACCAAGAUGGAUGAUCUUAUUCACCUUGACACGUUUAAUCAUGAUUGCUCCAGGGACCUUCUAGUCAAUAUUGCUGAGUUAAACAAAAUGCGCUCACAGAAUCUUGACUUUUUCCUUGUACUUGAUUUAGAGGGCAAAGUUGAGAUUCUUGAGUUUCCGGUACUAAUGGUUAGUGCAAAAACAUUGCAAGUUCAACACAUUUUCCACAGGUUUGUGAGGCCCUCGAAUAUGACCGAACAAAGAAUAAAUGAGUACAUUGAAGGAAAGUAUGGAAAAAUUGGAGUUGAUAGAGUCUGGCAUGAUACAGCUAUACCAUUCAAGGAAGUUAUUGAAGAAUUUGAAUCUUGGUUAAUGCAACAAAAGCUCUGGAAUGGAGGAGAACUUAAUCGUGCAGCAUUUGUAACUUGUGGAAAUUGGGAUUUGAAAACAAAGGUCCCUCAACAGUGUGAAGUGUCAAGGAUAAAACUUCCCAGCUAUUUUAUGGAAUGGAUUAAUCUCAAAGAUAUCUAUCUGAACUUUUACAAUAGGAGGGCCCCAGGAAUGGUUACAAUGAUGAAGCAGCUGCAGAUACCUUUGGUGGGAAGUCAUCAUCUUGGCAUUGAUGACACAAAGAAUAUAACAAGAGUACUGCAACACAUGCUUGUCGAUGGUGCUCUUGUACAGAUUACUGCAAGGAGGAAUCCCAAGUCUCCUCGAGAUGUCGAUUUUCUUUUCAAGAACCGUAUCUGACUGUGGUCUUUAACCUCACUAGUGUACUCAUAGUUUUUUUCACUAGUAAAUUGUUGUUUUCAACUUUUCCAAGUCUUAGUAUUCGAUUUUAGUUUAGUCAAACACUAAAAAUAGUAAUGUAGAAUGUUAUUAUACAAUUGUAAAAGAAAUUAUGGAUGAAAUAUUUUUAAAACAAACUGCCACAAAUUGCCCACUCAGUGAAUCUCUCUCACUCUCCUUUUAUAAUCACUGAGUGAGUGGGCAAUUUCUGUCCGUCCUGCUCAGUAUCUAUUUUUAUAAUCUCUUGCAUGCCCCCGUAUUGAGUACUCGUACUCUUGAAUUUAUGAUGAACUCAAUUAUCUAAUGACAAUUAUUUAAAGUAAACCAUAUUUAUGGAAUUUUAAAAAUUUAAACAUUUUGGAACUAAACAUGAUCCAAAAAAAUGACAUGCAAAAUAUAGUACAUGAAACCAAAAACAAAAAGUCAUCU